AUGUGGCUCACGGCGCUGGUGCUUCGCUUUGUGCCUGUAUCAGCUUCCCCAAGGCUUCGAAAAGCCUUGAUUGCAGCUUGUCUACUUCGUGGCGUCGGUUAUCUGCUGGAGGGAGUCGCGCAUGUUGCUUUCAACCAGCGGGAUGGCCUCGCGCUUGCUUUGGCCGGCCGGGCCAUGGUGGUGGUGUCCUUGUUCUUUUGGCUUGCACUUGCUACUGGAUUCGGGGAAGUAGUUUGGGAAGGGAUGCACAUCCUCUGGUUGACGUCAUGGCUGAUGUCAUUCUUCUUUCUGCCAGUGGUUCUUACAUGUCUCUUCUUGUUUUCCCAACAAAGCACCAUAGUGGCUAUGUCUGCAGCGGGUGUCGUUGACCUCUACUUCGCUUGCAUCUGGGCCGGCGUGGCAAGAGCUUCUUCAAUCGGAGGGGGCACUGCUAUUGCGCACGGGUCCGCAGCCUGCAUGAUCCUCCUAGCCGCCUCAGGGUCAAUCUUCCAAGCUGCCACAGAAGACCUUUGUGGCCCGCCUGCGCACGCCAAUUGCUACAAGGGCUGCUUCACGAAUGCUGGUGGCUGGUACAGUUUCAUGGGGUGUUCCCUCUGCUUUUUGGGCCACAUCGCGUUUGUCGGUUUCUGGCUUCUCGAUGCUGUCCCGAUGGAUGUCCAAUGGCCACCACAAGUAUGGGAGCAUUUCAUGGGAAGCAAAGCGGGCGAUAGCCAUGGUGUGGUGGCGCCUUCGAUGCUGCCCCCGGGUGCCGACUGA
Messenger RNA from Symbiodinium sp. CCMP2592, 756 nucleotides. The record is from the annotation of a GenBank genome assembly. Lineage: Eukaryota; Dinophyceae; Suessiales; Symbiodiniaceae.